AUGCAGUUCAAGUCGAUAGCCGCUGCGCUCCUCCUGCCCCUGGUGGCCGUCAACGCCCAGAGCAGCCUCAGCACCAUCACCAUGACAUCGACACAAACCCUGACCAAGACGAUCAGCUUGACCCGCGUCUCCACCGCCACCGUCUUCACCGGCAACAGCACCGUCGCACCAACAGGCACCGGCAGCGUGUCCACGCGCGUACCGACCGUUAUUCCCACCGCCACCUCGCCGCCGACCAUACCAGGGAAUCCCGCCUCAGCCCUCCAGGUUUCCAGCCUUGCCUAUGCUGGUGUCGCCGGUCUUGUCGCUGCUAUUUUGUUGUAA
Messenger RNA from Pyricularia pennisetigena, 324 nucleotides. RefSeq lists its product as uncharacterized. NCBI's taxonomy places the organism in Eukaryota, Fungi, Ascomycota, Sordariomycetes, Magnaporthales, Pyriculariaceae. The coding region runs from base 1 to 324 and encodes 107 amino acids. The transcript has a single exon. The record is from RefSeq and is a predicted model, not a curated record.